Solanum dulcamara is the source of this 687-nucleotide messenger RNA. Its product is annotated as aquaporin NIP1-1-like. The coding region runs from base 1 to 687 and encodes 228 amino acids. Gene Ontology annotation, biological process: transmembrane transport. The transcript is spliced from 4 exons. Lineage: Eukaryota; Viridiplantae; Streptophyta; Magnoliopsida; Solanales; Solanaceae. Gene Ontology annotation, cellular component: membrane. Gene Ontology annotation, molecular function: channel activity. The record is from RefSeq and is a predicted model, not a curated record.
AUGUCGACAGUGGAGUACUUUACAGUGGAUUUUAGUGCAGAGCUUCUAGGCACCUACUUAUCGAUGUUUGCUGGUUUUGCUGCCAUGGUGGUGAACAAGAACAUGAGCCUUCUAGGAAUAACAGUUUUGUGGGGUUUGGAUAUGAUGGCUAUGAUCUACACUGUUGGACCUGUUUCUUGUGCCCAUUUUAACCCUGCUGUCACCGUUGCUUUUGCUUUAUGGAAGAGGAUAGCAUGGAGACAUGUGCCAGCAUAUAUAUUAGCACAAGUCGUGGGAGCAACUCUAGCAACUGUCACUACGAGAUUAAUGUUCAAGGAAGAGCAACUUCAGUCUCUGAGAACAAUACCAGCUGGCUCAGAUUUGCAGUCUCUUGGAUUAGAAUUCUUGAUCACUUUCAACCUCAUGUUUGCUGUUACAGGCACCGCAGUGGAUAAUCGAGCUGUUAGUGAUCACUGCUUGUUUAAAUGUAAAGGUCCUAGGGCAGAAUUUGACUUAUUCUAUCCUUCUCUCUGUUUAAUGAUGCAGGUUGGAGAACUCACUGGACAUGUUAUUGGAGCUGUAGUCACAAUUAACUCUAUUUUCUGGAAGAUUAGCCCGAAACAAAAUAUAAACGACAGAUACUACUGUCCCGGUCUGAUUAAUCAACCACUUCUCAGGUCCAAGUUAACUCUUUCAGCAGUAGAUUAG